This is a messenger RNA of Halichondria panicea, 2375 nucleotides long. RefSeq lists its product as uncharacterized. The record is from RefSeq and is a predicted model, not a curated record. The transcript is spliced from 15 exons. The coding region runs from base 1 to 996 and encodes 331 amino acids. Gene Ontology annotation, molecular function: protein binding. Lineage: Eukaryota; Metazoa; Porifera; Demospongiae; Suberitida; Halichondriidae.
AUGACAAGCGGAAAGAAACGCUUUGAACGAAGUGAUGACAACUGGCUGGAGGACGAAGGCUCGGGAAAUAAGUAUGGUUGUCGCAAAAUUAAUACCAGGAGGAGGUUCAAAGAUCGUCCUGUGGACUUCAUAAAACAGUGGAGAGCUCCUCCUCAAGAAGGGGCACAGUUGUUACAGACCCAGACGCACUGGAGAGAGGAAACGCAAGUCAGUGAGAGGCUGCAUAGUGGACAGCAACCUGAGUGUGCUAGUCAUCAUCAAGAAAGGCUGGGUUCAGUUUGGUGGGUGGGCGUGAUGAACCUCAGCUGCCCAAUCCUGGAACCUUCAUCGGUGAAUCAGGGCGGACCUGCCGAAGAUAAAACAAAGGUUGGAGACAUCCUAGAGUCAGUGAACGGCAUCAAUCUGGACAAUGCCGACCACAGAGAGGCAGUGAGGGCAGUCAAAGAGACGAAGAGGACCCUCAGCAUUAUCUUCCGUCAGCGUAAGAGUGCGUAUCCCAUCGUCAUGGGUAUCGUACAAUCAGUGAACUCUGUACCCCACCCACCCCCUCCUCAAGUGACAGUGGCCAACACUGAGACACUCGAGUAUUCUCUCUCUACGUCACGAGCAAAGAGAUCUGAUCUGGAUUCAAAUUUGAUUGGUCGACAGUAUGCACAGUCACUGACGUGGCUGCUAAUACUGAAACUCGGAGAUUGUAUCAUUAAGGUCAACAGCCAAGCCAUACAACGUAAGGCUAUACAACAUGAGAAGCCCUCUAACAUGAUGAAGCCACACAAAAACAUCCUGAGGCUUGAGAUUGAGCGACCUUACAAGAACGACCGGUCAUAUACCUCGGUCAAGCUCUCCCGGCAAAGAACAUUGCUGAAAGUUAGACGGACAGUAAGAGGUUGUCGUGGGCCAGUACUAGCAUCAUUCCGGUCCUCAAACCAAAGAGGGCAAUCAGCUGCGAGGAUAACACACAGCAAUCCUCUGUGUCACAUGACUCAGAGCCGCUGAGUGAAGCCAUGGCCCAGUGGAAGACCUCAUUGACCAACUAUAAGCCUCAGAGCAGAGAGAGCUACAGCUCACCAGACUCAAUUAAAGGACUAUUCCUGUGAAACAGAGUCUCAGGAUAGCAGUGGCAACAAGCCCACAAAGCUGGUCUCUAUGGUAACUGCCGUCAAGUGUAACCAUGACAGCGGUGCGGAGGCGUAUCGUCCACAACCCCCCCCCCCAGUAACAACCACCGAGGCCUACAUCUGACGGUGUUAUAUAUGGCAACUUCAAUGAGAGGAGGAUUGAAUACGAGGAAGUGCUCUUGUCUGAGCGUACUGAUAGCCAGUACUCACAGUCUGAGAGUUAUCUCUCUGAGAGUAGCUACUAUGGUGGACUGAGCAGCACUCAGAGUAUCGACCUGACCUUCCACUCCUUCCAGACCACCCCCUCACAUAACAGAUUGACUGUGGACACAAUGAUGACGACGCAGGCUCCCACACAGCAUCACAGUGACGAGGAGGAGGGCACAGGUGUCGGCUUUAUGGCACGUGACGAUGCCUCAAGUUUACAUUGUACAGGGUUCAGUUGAGAACAGUCACUGCUCCCCCCUCCUGCAGUGAUGGACAGUCCUAGGGCCCAGAGAGCUACCCACAUGCACCAGUCAAGACUGCUAAGCCAGAGAGGGAACAGAUACACAAAGGAAGGCUGUUAGGUUUAUUUGGGAGGUACUGUUUCAGUGGAGAUCUACCCUGAAACUUUAUCAUUGCCUCGUCUACUGCAACUUCACGGCCUAAGUUGUAUGCAGCAGAACAGCGCUCGUUGAUCUUAUUGAAGAGGGGGCGUACUUUGGCCAAACGAUCGCUACCUGGGGUGCCUGGAGUCGGGAGAGUGGUGUUGUCCGUGAAAUGGAGGUAUCGUCGGAUGUCCCUAAAGCAAUCGCGUGAGAUCUUCGAUGCAAUUGUGGUAAAGAAAUGCUGGAAUAUGUCUAAGGGAGAACUUGAGAUGGAUACAGCUGAGCCUACAGAUUGGAUGAAGGCCUCUCGAGAAUGGUCUUGAAGGGUGGGAGUCCAAGGGCAGGGGGAACUGUUUCAGGUGUGUGUGUGUGUGUGUGUGUGUGUGUGUGUGUGUGUGUGUGUGUGUGUGUGUGUGUGUGUGUGUGUGUGUGUGUGUGUGUGUGUGUGUGUGUGUGUGUGUGUGUGUGUGUGUGUGUGUGGCUUAGGCAAAUUUACAAUUGUUGUGUAGUAACCAAUAAUUAUAACUUGUCUGUACUGUGUUGUGCCACUGGCCUAUAGGACAUUGUGUUAUUAUAAUGGUGUGCAACUCAUUAUUACCUCUUACUUGUGUAAAGUUAUAAUUGUCAUGUUUUAGGCAUUCCAAAGGUCACUUCAAUUGUGGAAGUC